This is a messenger RNA of Anarrhichthys ocellatus (wolf-eel), 2992 nucleotides long. RefSeq names its product ankyrin repeat domain-containing protein SOWAHC. NCBI's taxonomy places the organism in Eukaryota, Metazoa, Chordata, Actinopteri, Perciformes, Anarhichadidae. The transcript has 14 exons. The coding region runs from base 306 to 1451 and encodes 381 amino acids. Gene Ontology annotation, molecular function: protein binding. The record is from RefSeq and is a predicted model, not a curated record.
AUAUUCUUUUUAAGAACUACAUGCAAAUGAGACGUAUAUUACCAUAGCAGUAAUAUAGUACAAGGUAAUAAGGCUGAGGUUGAAGUGUGUAAAAUAAGAUGCUGGGGGUCUUUAAAGGGUUAACAGGAGGAGGCGCAGCAGCGGGCAGCUGGUCUGGGUGGAGUGAAGUUUAGAUGCGUAACGUUAACAAAUUAGCCAAGAGGACUGCGUUAUGGCUGUGUGAAAAGUAGCCUUCCAAGAGAACCAAAGACACCGUUUCUGCAGAAACUCGUCCAGGUCGCUACAGAGAACAACACUGAGCUGAGAUGAGUGAUGUGAGUGAAGAGUCGCUGCUGGAUUACUUCUACUCCGCCGGAGGCAGCUCCGGCAGAGUCAAAAACGCAGACAUACUGAAGACAUUUAAGCCCUUUAUUGGCCACGGUGACUUGCAGUUACGUGCUAAACACAGAGAGGAAUUCAAGCUCAUCAUUGACCGAAUCGCUGUGGUGAAGUCAGAGAAUGGUGAGAAGUAUCUGGUCCUGAAGAAGAAAUAUAGGCAAAUGCUGCAUGAGCGAGAUGCCAAACAUCAGUGGACGGACGGGGACGGACAGAGACGUUCGAGCCCAGGCAGAGCUCCUCCGGCCUCUGUACAAUGGGACGCGACGGGCACCUCCACUUCUUCACCUCAACAACAGUAUGAGCCGAUGUCAUGUGAAGAGCCCGACGGUGCUGCAGAGGACCAGCAGACAGGAACAGCCUUCAUGCAGAACGCUCUACUGCAACUUCCUGCCAUCCCAACCCAGGAACCCUCGGCGCAAAGCUACGGGGACGAUGAGCCGGACAAAGAUUCGGGGUCAAAGUCCGAAUCCGAGCAAGACGAGGAGUGUACGGGCAGCAUGGGCUCCGCUGCUGUCGCUCUGGAUCCUAUAGAGAAGGAGUGGAUCUACUCCGCUGCAGGUGCUCGAGUCCCUAACCUCUCACAUCUGCUCAGUCAGGACCCCUCGCUGGCAAACAAGAAGGACUUUACCUCAGGGUUUACAGCUCUGCACUGGGCUGCCAAACAUGGCAACAAGGACAUGGCUGCUCUGGUGGCUAAUGCGGGUGCUGAUGUCAACACCAAAUCACAUGGGGGAUAUACGCCUCUACACAUUGCAGCGUUACAUGGUCAUCGGCAUAUUCUAGACCUGCUCAUCGUGACAUAUGGGGCCAAAGAAAACUUAAGGGACUACAGCGGCCAUUUUGCCGGCCAUUAUCUGAACAUCAAAGAACCAGAGGGUCCAGAGGAAGACUGCGACCUGCAGUUUCAAGUGACUCAGGCCAGAGAACGGAACAGGAACAGAAAGUUGGCAUCGUUGUUUCACUCCAAGAAAAAGUGGGGCUCAGCAGAGGAGCUGGCCCCGAUAGAGGAGGAGAGGACGGCGUCGCAUCAGCUCGCCCUUCCUCCAUUCAGACCCAGAAAAUUCUCCCGCUGAGAAAAAAAACAGACCCCGGGGACGAUCUCUGACUCUGCUAGGCCUUCUACACUCACAUAUCCACUUAAACCUUACAUGCAUAUAUAUUUACACACAUGAUGUUAACCUACAUGUAUGUACAAUAGAAGCCUAAUAUGUGUAUAUUUGUUAUGUACACACAUACACCAACAUUUAAACCGUAUAUACGAUAUAAAGACACGAUCACACCUGAACAGCUCAUCUAUGCUGAACACGGAUGCUUUAACAUUAAAUAGGAGGUGUUGCAGAUGAUGCUUUGCUUCUACGUGUAUUAGCAAUAUUUAUGCUUAUACCAUAAAAGUAUUUCUUGAAGCCUUUACAUUUGAAUGAAUGUCGCUAUAUGUUACAUAUGCCUUACAAUUUCAAAUGAGCUCAGGCCACACGGAUUCUUUAAGAUCAUCGUCGCCUUUUGUUUGCGUUAAAGACGACGAGUAGACGAUAGGACUGUGAAGAUGUCCAGGUGAUCCAGAUUCACUCUCAGUGAGGAGUUAAAUGAUGAUUAAAAUAUAUUAAAAUAAGCAGACUAAACUUUUAAAAAAAGACACUGGUUUGUGUGUUUUGGUCUAUUAAAAAUAAUUUGUACUUGCUUGACAUUUUCCAUAACAUACCACAAGUUAGUUUAUAUUCAUGUCAGUAUGGCAUCAGACUCAAUUUGCAGAUACCUUCAUUUUGUAUUGAAUUAAUAAUUAUAAAAUCACAAUUAAUCUGUCAACUAAGGGAUAGAACGAAAGUUUAAACCAGCAUAAACCUCUACAGCGUUUUAAAUAUUUUAUCAUUUUUGUACAGUCCCUUAUGACAAUGAAGUAUUGUUGAUUGUUCAACUCCAGCAGCUGAGUUUGUGAUGCAAUUGAACCCUUUGCAUUUGUUUUCACCAAGUUUGUGUUUAUUGCUUAUUGGGUUUUUUUCCAAGUAGCUUAUGAAUAUGCAGCGCUGCAUGGCAGCAAAGUUGUAUUUCUCCAUGAAUGAAUACACCAGCAACAAACCCUGCUCAAAUAUUUAUGAGACAAUACAUUUACGUUGACAGAAAAGUGUGUUAAUCAACAUAAAGGCCGAUCCAUCAAUAAAAUUGUACACGUUUGUUGUGAUUAAUUAGCUAUUUCAAGCAAGAUUCAGUUUCAAGUAAAUUGUCAAACUGUGUUUAAGACAGUCGCUUCUUGGAAGGAAGCACAUUGGUGUAAAAGGUAACGCUACGCUUUGCAACUUUGUGAGUAAAGCGUAGUUAUUGGGCUACAUACAAAACCAUAAGUGUUAUUCUGAGCCCAGAGACAUGUCAGAGCACCAGAAGGUUUCAGACAACAUUUUCAUCUGCUGUCAAAAGAUGCUCAUUGUAAGUAUUUGUUUAUAAUUCAGUGCCAUUGUAAGAGGGAGUCGUGUAUUUUCAAGCUAAUUGUUUCAUCUAAACAAGAAAAAAAAAAAAAACUGCUUCCAUUACAUCUUUUGCACAAUAUUUAUAUAAUGAAGGUAUUUUGGUAUUAAACUAUAUUUUAUAUCAAACUGAAUAUUUGUGCUUUAUUCCUCAUUCA